GUUAAGUCUUACUCUCAUCCCACCUAUUUUCUCACAGUUAAGUAACCGGUCAAGACCGUUGCAUUCCUUGCUCUUGUUUAAGAAGCUGGGAUCUGCAUUCAAUAACUGCUCUGCGGGUUAGCGCGUUUGUUGGUGUGUCUCUGCAAAUACAUUGCGCUGUUUUGCGUGAUUACAUCAAUUUGUGUCAAGAUUUUACCGCUGUAAGUAGUGGCAUAACGGAACAGAAGCGGAACAUAAACAAAUGUUCUGGGCGCUCCUCAAAUAGAUUGUCAGACCCGCAGUGUGAUAUUUCGAGAGACACUUUUCAAGACAACUUUCUAGAGAUCAUUCUAUGUGGAACUUUAAACCAAACAGAAUGUCUAACGUUAAAGCAACAUGGCUGUCCAGCUGUCUUUUUCUCUCCUUUCUCGUCGUCUGUGCGACAACGGACAUCUACUUGGGAGGCUUAAUGCCCCUGGACGCUGGUCACUAUGGACUGAUGCAUGGUCCGGCCCUGAUGGCCAUGGAACACAUUAACGAGAACCCUAGCAUGCUGCCCGGCUAUACCUUGAAGAUGAUCAUGAAGAAUACGACGAUCACAUACGACAUGUUACUGUAUCACGUGGGUGUGGCUGUCGAUCAACUUCACGAGCUGAUGACAUCAGUUGCGGAUCCCCCUGUCAUGAUGCUUCUCCACGAGGGAAGCUGGACGGAGACAGAAGUAACUGCUGAAAUAACUGGGACGUUAAAAAUGAUACAGAUAGCUACAGGUAGUGCCUCUCCCGUGCUGUCCGAGAGGGAACGCUUUCCCUACUUUUACCGGACCAUAGGCGACUUGGCCGACACCACUACAAUGGAAGUGGACUUGAUCAAGCACUUUGGGUGGGACAGAGUGGCUCUCUUUAAUGCUGACUAUGGACCAUUUAAGAAGAUUGGUUCCCAGUUGGAGACGCAACUUCGAGAAGAAAACAUCGACGUCGUACAGUCGCUGUUCUUCAAGGCAAACGACAUCGACAAACAAAUGGCGAAACUCAAGGAAUCCGGGGCCAAAAUUAUCUUGCACCACUCCUCGGCUGACGGUAUAGAAAUGGUGGAAGUUUUCUGCCAGGCUUAUAAACACGGACUGUACGGCAAGGACUACGUGUGGAUAUCAGCCAUACAAGAGGUUCGUAAUUACUGGUCGCACUCCAUGGAGCUGAGCGCCCUCAACUUUACCCGCUGUACCGUGGACGAGAUCGUUACCGCCAUGGAGUCUUCCUUCCAGACCUUCAGAAUGGAUGCAUUUGAGGCCUACGAGCUAGAGCAACAGUUCCAUAUGGCGAUUUCAGGACGGGACCCCCAUCGCAUUUGGCAAGAGAUGCAGGAGCAGUCAUGGGCCCAGUACCCCUACAUCAAGCCGCUCUACUUCCAAGUCGCUUAUGAUGCCGUGUGGGCCGCUGCCCUCGCUAUAAACGGCUCUCUGGACAGAAUUCCAAAGAGUGUGUUGGAAAAUUUCACCUAUGAAGAUCUGGAUUACGUCACAGAAAUUCUCAAUCAGGAACUGAUGAAGCUAGAGUUCUUCGGGGCAUCUGGUCCCGUAUCAUUUUCCAAAGAAGGGAACCGUCUCAGUGUCAUAGCGAUAGAACAGAUAUUUAAUGGCUCGGCAAAAGCUAUUGGUAUUUAUGAUCAGAAAACGCAAGACAUCACGUGGUCUGUGGCAGCCAAUCAGAUAUGGAGAGAGACAGGUGGAAAAGCUCCUCUGGCCGGAUACAGACAGGUGUACGAAUCACGCCUAAUCUCUGAGAUUAUACGGCUCACGUACUGCGUGGUGGCAGCGGUGGCCAUUGUAGGCGCCAUCUUGCUGAUCCUGUUCACUAUCUUCAAGUGGAAAACCAAACUUAUCCAGAAUUCUUGGCCAGUGAUGAACAUAACAAUCGCUAUUGGCUGUAUACUGAUAGAUAUCAGCAUCCUAUUGGCUGGAUUUGACGCUACGUCAUCGAGUAACGCACAGAGCACGUGCCAGGGAUCCACGUGGUUGUUCAUCCUGGGCUUUACUCUAUGCUAUGGUACUAUGCUGGUGAAGAUGUGGGGUAUCUUCAGGUUUUAUAGGAAUAACGUAGAAUGGGGUAUUAAGGCUGAGCUUCGUCUGCUGACUGCUGUAGCCAUUAUGCUGUGUAUCGACCUCCUGCUGCUGCUUCUCUGGCAACUGACAGAUCCACUGCUUGUGUUUAGAGUUGAACUGGCGCCUGUGACCAAUGAAGCUGAGGGCCUUGUGGUCAUCCCAGUGCUGUUCCAGUGCACUUCAUACGGCACAAUGGGCUGGACCAUUGCAUUCUUCACAUUUAAAGGACUCAUGCUGCUGGUCUCUAUCUGCCUCAUAUGGCCAGCUUGGGUGAUGUCCAUUCGUAACAGCAUCGGUGACAGCAGCCAUAUUGGUCUGGCCAUGGUGUGUGUUGUCUUAGCGGCCAUAGUGGGCGUGCCCGUGUCCAUAUUAGUACAGGACCAGCCCACUGUGCGCUAUGGCGUCAUCGGCGGUUUUACUUUGAUCUGCACCAUUGCUAUCGUGCUGCUGAUUCUGGUACCAAAGUUGAUUGCCUACAGGAAGGGGGACAUGGAACCCACUUUGCUGUCUCCAAUGCGUCUCAUCAUUGACGAAUUCGUUGAGGAUCUGGACUCAGGCAAACAUAACGCCAGCAACGAGUCCCGCGGUCAGGACGGCGAGGUUGACGCCAGGGAGAUGAACGUGGCGCACAAUGUAGACCAGAACGAAAUUAAAAUUGAGAAUGGCCACCAUUCCAAUGGGUAUUUCUAGUCGCUCUGGGUGAAGGACAAGUGAAGGCCGCUCUAAGAAUUGUAACCAUCAGAAUGUUCAGAUGUUUACUUCUGAAAAUGAUGGGGCUUUUU
This is a messenger RNA of Lingula anatina, 2862 nucleotides long. RefSeq names its product gamma-aminobutyric acid type B receptor subunit 1-like. Lineage: Eukaryota; Metazoa; Brachiopoda; Lingulata; Lingulida; Lingulidae. The record is from RefSeq and is a predicted model, not a curated record. Gene Ontology annotation, cellular component: G protein-coupled receptor heterodimeric complex; membrane. Gene Ontology annotation, biological process: G protein-coupled receptor signaling pathway; gamma-aminobutyric acid signaling pathway. Gene Ontology annotation, molecular function: G protein-coupled GABA receptor activity.